AGCCGCAAGCUGGCGACAUGCGCCGAGCACGACCUGGAGAACUACAGCAUGUACUGCGUGAGCUGCCGCAGCCCCGUCUGCUACCAGUGCCUGGAGGCGGGCAAGCACGGCAAGCACGACGUGAAGGCCCUGGGCGCCAUGUGGAAGCAGCACAAGGCACAGCUGUCUCAGGCUUUAAAUGGUGUUUCAGAUAAAGCAAAGGAAGCUAAAGAAUUUUUGGUUCAGCUGAAAAAUUUAUUGCAGCAGAUCCAGGAGAAUGGGUUGGAUUAUGAAGCCUGUCUUGUCGCUCAAUGUGAUGCCUUGGUUGAUGCAUUAACGCGACAAAAAGCAAAACUGCUCACAAAGGUGACCAAAGAACGUGAGCACAAGCUGAAGGUUGUUUGGGACCAGAUAAAUCACUGUACGCUGAAGCUACGCCAGUCAACGGGUCUUAUGGAGUACUGCCUAGAAGUUAUCAAAGAAAACGAUCCCUCUGGGUUUUUACAGAUCUCGGAUGCUUUAAUCAAGCGUGUUCAGGUAUCUCAGGAACAGUGGGUCAAAGGAGCCUUGGAGCCAAAAGUGUCUGCUGAGUUUGACUUGACUCUGGAUAGUGAACCUUUACUGCAGUCGAUUCACCAGCUGGAUUUUAUUCAGAUGAAAUGUAGGGUGCCACCUGUUCCAUUACUGCAGCUGGAGAAGUGUUGCACCAGAAACAACAGUGUGACAUUGGCCUGGAGGAUGCCACCUUUGAGCCACAACCCAGUGGAGGGUUAUAUCUUGGAACUUGAUGAUGGAGAUGGUGGCCAAUUCCGAGAAGUGUAUGUUGGCAAGGAGACUCUCUGUACCAUCGAUGGCCUUCAUUUCAACAGUACCUAUAAUGCAAGAGUCAAAGCUUUCAACUCGUCGGGAGUUGGUCCUUACAGCAAGACAGUUAUUUUACAGACAUCAGAUGUGGCGUGGUUCACCUUCGAUCCCUCCUCCGCUCACAGAGACAUAGUGCUGUCGAAUGACAACCAGACUGCCACCUGCAACAGCUAUGAUGACCGGGUUGUUCUUGGCACAGCAGCCUUCUCCAAGGGCGUGCAUUACUGGGAGCUGCAUGUGGACCGGUAUGACAACCAUCCGGAUCCAGCCUUUGGCAUUGCUAGGAUUAAUGUUGUCAAGGACAUGAUGCUAGGCAAGGACGACAAGGCGUGGGCCAUGUAUGUUGACAACAACCGCAGCUGGUUCAUGCAUUGCAAUUCUCACACCAAUCGGACUGAAGGAGGAGUUUCUAAAGGUGCCAUCGUUGGUGUUCUCCUGGAUCUGAACAAGCACAACCUGACCUUUUACAUAAACGGGCAGCAGCAAGGGCCUCCAGCAUUUGAAAACGUUGAGGGUGUCUUCAUGCCUGCAUUAAGCCUCAAUCGAAAUGUCCAGGUGACACUGCACACGGGACUGGAGGUGCCACAAUGUGUAAAACAGCCCAAGUUACCCAACAACUAA
Molecule: messenger RNA, 1464 nt
Organism: Mesitornis unicolor (brown roatelo)
Lineage: Eukaryota; Metazoa; Chordata; Aves; Mesitornithiformes; Mesitornithidae
Gene: TRIM67
Product: tripartite motif containing 67
Exons: 10
Molecular function (GO): zinc ion binding; protein binding
Source: RefSeq, a predicted model, not a curated record